Oryza sativa Japonica Group (Japanese rice) is the source of this 1307-nucleotide messenger RNA. RefSeq lists its product as uncharacterized. Gene Ontology annotation, molecular function: S-adenosylmethionine-dependent methyltransferase activity. NCBI's taxonomy places the organism in Eukaryota, Viridiplantae, Streptophyta, Magnoliopsida, Poales, Poaceae. The record is from RefSeq and is a predicted model, not a curated record.
AUCCGCGUCUCUGCGACGCGCGUGGCGCCACGAAGCGCUCCCUGCGCGCGCGAGCAUAAACCCAUGGCGACCUCGCCUCGUGUUCCCUUUCCUAACCGCCGCGGCCGCCGCCCACCUCCAUGGCCACGCUCGCGCCACGCCCCCAUGAACUCCUCGCCCUGAGAAGGCCCCGUCUUAGGACGCCCCGAGCCCGCGCCUCCGGCCCCCGUGCCCGUGGCGCUCCCGUGGCCCCGCAGGCCGCGCGGCCGCGGCGCGUCUUCCUGGGCCUCGGCGCCGCUUUCGUCGACCAGCUCGCCCGCAUGGCCUCCGGCGGCGCCCCGUCACGCUCGUUCGUGGCCUCAGCUCGGCCGAGGCAGGGGGUUUCCCCGGUCGAACAGAUUUUGAAGAAUGUUGAGUGGCCGGAUGAGUUCCCAUUCAAGGCCGAAGACUUCAGCCGCUUCGAUGAAUCAUCAGAUGCUCUGUUCUACUCGGCUCCCCGUUAUGUGACUCACAUUGAUGACCAAGCAAUCGAGGCUCUCACGAAAUACUACUCAGAAGUUCUUCCUCCAAGCAACACUCCUGGGGUGGCCAUCCUGGACAUGUGCAGCAGCUGGGUGAGCCAUUAUCCACCUGGGUACAAACAAGAGAAGAUUGUGGGGAUGGGUAUGAAUGAAGAUGAAUUGAAAAGGAAUCCGGUGUUAACAGAGUACGUUGUGCAAGACCUCAAUGUGAACCCGAAGCUUCCUUUUGAGGAUAACACAUUUGAUGUUAUAACCAACGUGGUUAGUGUAGACUACUUGACAAAACCAAUUGAUGUUUUCAAGGAAAUGAGACGAAUACUUAAACCAAGUGGAUUGGCCAUAAUGAGUUUUUCAAAUCGCUGCUUUUGGACAAAGGCUAUAUCUAUAUGGACGUCAACCAGUGAUGCUGAUCACGCUUGGAUAGUUGGGGCUUACUUCCAUUAUGCUGGAGAUUUUGAACCUCCUGAGGCUGUUGAUAUAUCUCCUAAUCCUGGACGAACAGACCCGAUGUAUGUUGUCCAGUCCAGAAAGAGAAUAGCUUGAUUAACAUCAUAGGUUCUAUACAGAUUUUGUGUAAUGCACAACGUGAUGGCAAUUUUUCUACUGGUCACUUUCGAAACGUAAAUAUGUAGACAGAUCUGGCAGAGUCUCCGCUUGUCUGCUUGUGUGUCUGCUUGCCUUGCAAUAAACCACAUUAAUACAUAGCAGCUUUGUGAUAGUUUUAUCAAAGUAUUUGUAGUUUUAUGAAAUUUAUUUAUUUGUUCAGUACCGUCGUAGUUGAAUCAAGAUCACCUGAAACUUUUCUCA